Messenger RNA from Ceutorhynchus assimilis (cabbage seed weevil), 1112 nucleotides. The record is from the annotation of a GenBank genome assembly. Lineage: Eukaryota; Metazoa; Arthropoda; Insecta; Coleoptera; Curculionidae.
GCAAGCUUCUCACACAUUUAAAAUUACGUUGGUUGAAAUUUUAUUGAACCAAAGUAGUGACUGAAUAUGAUAGCAAUUGUUGUCGCCUUUUGUUUUCUAUAUAUAGUUCUGCAUUUGCAUUCAGGAGCACAAGUUUCUGACUAACUAUAUCCUGUGAACAGUGUUUCAAAUAAGAAAUUUGUGAAAAAAAAAGUGCUUUUAAAGGAUGGAUUACCAAAUUAUUACUAUACCAUUAUUGUUUGGCAUUCUCUUAAACUUUGGCACAUCUUCACCUAUAAAUCAAAAACAAGACACAAAAGCAGUCUAUGUACCCUAUGACGUCCAAUACGUUCCGGUGGAAGUACCAGAAAAAUUCCUUCAAGUAGAACCGUUGAAUUCCAAAAACCAAGCUUCGGUAAAUCAAAUAUUUUUGAAAAAAGAAGACAUUUUAAAGCAUAUUAAUAAUGAAGCAAAUCAUUUCAUCGAACCAGUGAAAAGUCAUCCUAAUGAUGGUGAUAGUAAUUUAAUUAGGGUUCCACUUUCGAGCAUAAAUCAAGGAUUUGAAGGUACUAACAAUUUAGUGAAAGAACCUACAAUAUUUCAACAAAAACUAACCAAUGAUAGCAAAGACAUUAUUGUGGUUCCUCUAUCAGCCAUAUCAAAAACACAAAAAAUUCAAGCUGAUCCAAAAGAGGAUCUUGUAGUUUUACCGUCAGCUAAUCAAGUUUCGCAUAAAAUCGUUAAAAGACAAGCGCAAAGGUUUCCAAUGUUUAGACCUUUCAUCAGGAUAACGAAUGUUAGUGCAAAUAGACGAAGAUUCGGGCCCUCCAGAAAUCCAGCUCUAGUUGGCUAUAUGAGUAAUAGAGACUUCUUCCCUACAGUUGCUUGAAAAGUUCAAAAACAACCCGCAUGUUCUGGAUAUUCAUAUAAAGUCACUAAAACAGUCUGCUGUUAUUAAGUUAUUUAUUUAUUUAUUAAUGGAAUGUAAUUUAAAUAUACAUACUUCGACUGCCAUUUAUAUAUUUUUUAAUAUUAAAUUGAUAAUAGGGACUUGUGAUACUGAAUUUACUUUAUUAUGUUUUUUUUAAGUAUUGUAAUAUUAUUUUUAAUAAAAGAACUCAUUUUACCCAGAA